Kwoniella shivajii is the source of this 960-nucleotide messenger RNA. RefSeq lists its product as uncharacterized. The coding region runs from base 1 to 960 and encodes 319 amino acids. The transcript has 6 exons. NCBI's taxonomy places the organism in Eukaryota, Fungi, Basidiomycota, Tremellomycetes, Tremellales, Cryptococcaceae. Gene Ontology annotation, biological process: L-ascorbic acid biosynthetic process. The record is from RefSeq and is a predicted model, not a curated record. Gene Ontology annotation, molecular function: calcium ion binding; gluconolactonase activity.
AUGGACGUGAAAACAGUAGUACAACAGGAAUCUCUCCUCAAGUAUAAUUGUGAAUUGGGCGAAGGGUCACUAUGGGAUGCUAUUCGACAACGAUUGUAUUUUGUAGAUAUUAUAGGAUGUAGAAUAUUCACUUACGAGCCAUCUACUGGGAUACACGGAUAUCAAUCAUUAGAUAGGAACGUUACUGCUUUAGCUCUGCUCGAGGAUGACUCCGGACUUUUGGCGGCUUUACAAGAUGGUCUUGCAUUCAUCAGCUUCGAUCAAUUACCCUUUCCUCCUACCAAUUCCCCCUCCACCUACAAACGUCUACAAACGAAUCUCAAACAUUUAGAAGGGUUCAAUCGGUUCAACGAAUGCUGUGUGGAUCCAACAGGAAAACGAUGGAUUGUUGGAACGAUGAUGCAUGAAGAGAAUUUCCCAGCAUCAGCUGGAGGAGGUCUAUAUUCUGUCACCCAAACUGAUGACGGAAGUCUGUCUGCCGAUCUCUUAUUGGAUAAUCUUACUGUAUCUAACGGCAUGGGAUGGACCAAAGAUAACAACACCCUGUACUUCACCAACAGUUUGAGGAAGGAGAUUGGUAAAUACGAUUAUAAUAUAGAAUCCGGUAAAGUCAGCAACAAAGUCAUAUUCAGCAAUGUGGACGAUGAAUAUCUGGGUGUACCAGAUGGUUUGUGUCAAGAUGAUCAAUAUCACAUCUGGUCAGCAAGAUGGGGAUCAAGUAAAGUCAUUCGAUUCACACCAGAAGGUAAAAUUGACUUGAUCGUACAUCUACCACAAGGUCUAAAUAUAACUUCUUGUAUAUGGGGUGGGCCCAACUUGGAUGAGCUAUACGUAACAUCCGCAAAAACGGGAACUACAGAUGAACAAAUCAAAAAUCAUCCACUCAAUGGAGACUUGUUUGUCGUUAGGGGAUUAGGUUUCAAGGGAAAAGAACGAACUCGAUUCAAAGGCAGAUUCUGA